Molecule: messenger RNA, 2997 nt
Organism: Brienomyrus brachyistius
Lineage: Eukaryota; Metazoa; Chordata; Actinopteri; Osteoglossiformes; Mormyridae
Exons: 5
Coding region: 900-1841 (313 amino acids)
Source: RefSeq, a predicted model, not a curated record
ACCGAAGGUAUCGGUUCCAUGGAGCGUCACGGCGGAGGGAGAGUGUCUCAAAAAACGAAAAUAUAAAAUGCAUUUCACCACAGACUACACAAAAAACGUGUCCUUGUUUAAAAAGGAUGAAAAAUAAUGACAAUGUUACGCGCUGAACUGUUUGCAACAGUGAUUUCAGCAUUGCUCAUGACGGUUUAAACGACUGUAAAAGGAAGGCUCACAUCCAACCGAAGACCGUGACCCCAGAGCUAAGCUGACAUGUACCCAAACACCCUGAUCGCAGAGUUAUGCUGUCAUCUACUCAGAUGCCCUAAUUCCAAAGGCUCCUUGAUCCCAGUGGUAAGCUGCCGUCUACCGAAACACCCUGAUCACAGAGGCAAAGCACUGUCCACCCAAACACCCUGAUCCCAGAUGUAGGCUGCCAUCCACGCAAACACAUUGUUCCCAGAAGUAAUCUGCCAUUCACCCAACCAUGCUGAUCCCAGAGGUAAACUACCUUCCAUCUAACCGCCUUGUUCUCUGGGGUAAGCUGACAUUUACCCAAAUACCCUGAUCCCAGAGACAAGCUGCUGUCCACCCAAACACGCAGACCCCUCAGGUAAGCUCACAUCCACCCAAAUGCCCUAACCCCAGAGGUAGGCUGCCUGUGACCCAGCCCCCUGACCCCUGAGGUAACCUCGCUUCCACCUAAACACUCUGAUCUCAGAGGCAAGCUGACAUUUGCCCAAACACCCUGAUCACAGAAAUAAGCUGCCAUCCACCUAAACGACCUACCCCUAGAGGUAAGCUGACAUCCAUCUAACUGCCUUGAUCCUAGGCUGCCCCAGUACAUCUAGGUGGUGACAAUCCAUCCUACAGGGUUGACAUGAUGUGCUUUCCUGAAGCACACAAAGGACACCUCGGGUUUUAUGAAGGUGUAUGACAGUGUUUUAGCCCGACCCUUGUGCAGAGGUCGGAAGUCUGCGGAUUGGCGGACGGCGGACGUCGGGACCACGGCGGCAGAAGGACUCUGCUCCAGCGGCGACGUCGGUGGACCUUCCCGGAUGGCAACGGCCGGCGGACCAUCGAGGAAGCCCUUCAGCGGGCCGUGGCUGGUAGCAGGCGGGGGCCUGCGGAAUACCGCCCGGUUCUGCUGGAGGGCUGAGGAGGAGGUGGGCACCUUCCCCGACCGGCUGGCCUUCAUCCGGGAGGUGGCCUUCAAAGCACUGGGCCUUCAUAUUCUUUGCGUACAGCGGAAUGGCCCCUUCCAAUUCUUUGAGGUCACCUUGUCCACCGACGAGAGUUACACCAAGGUCCUGGAGCGGAGCAAGGAGGGGGCCCAGCACCCCCUCCUCGGACGUUACAACAUCGAGCCGCUGUGGUGGCCCGACAAGCGGGUAAUAACAGUCCAUUGUUUCAACCCGCAUGUUACCGCCGAGGCCGUUUCCCAAUUUCUGACAAAGUAUGUGGAUCUUCUUCCUGGCCACAGGGACAUCCGGGAUGAGCUGGGGAUCUGGACUGGCCGACGCCAGUUCCAGGCCCGCCUGCGCCCGGACGCUAAUGGGGCAGGCGGUUUUAGCCACCCCCCAGCCUAUUUUACUCUACAGGGCAAUAAGGCAUACCUUUUUUAUUCUGGACAGCCUCCCUUCUGCCUGGCAGUGCCACAGCUUUGGACACACCCUGGAGGGAUGCGCCAAUCUGCGCUGCCGCAACUGCCUGGAGUCGGGGCACAUGGCCAGGGACUGCAAGGGCCCCCGUCGCUGCAUUCACUGCAACGGCGAGGACCAUCUGCCCAAAGAGAGAGACUACAUAUGCCGACGCUCUGUCGGGUAACAGAGCAGUCGGCACGGAGAAUGGUGGGGGAGCUCUAGCCCCCACGACUGGGCAGGAACAGCCGGCGACGGGGGCAGGAGGAGAAGCCCUGGUCGAGGUGGAGGAGGCCCCUUCAAGUACGACACCAAUGCAGGAGGGGUCUCCGAACAAGGUGGAGCAGCUCGCCCUGGCUCCAGGCGUCAGCAGCAGGCGAAAGAAGAGCGGUGCAUCCCCCCGGGGGAGGAAGAAGAGCAGAAGGGAGGCGCAACCCGACGCACCCAGCCCUCCGGCUGCCACCUCGCCAGCAGUGGCGGCCGGGGACCAAGGCCGACAGUGUCCCCCCUCCCCGAUGUUAGAGGCCCUCCCUUUCCUGAUGUACCCCCUGUGCUGCUGUUGGUUGAUUCUCAGUGUUAGUAGUUUGUGAGCCAUGCCUGCCAUGGACCCCAAAGGGGGGCCGUGCCUGUGGCGGGCUGGGAGUGGAAUUUCCCUGGGUCAUAGGGAUUUUGCCCUCCCUCCUAGGCUGGAUGGACAGGAUUGUGUGUGGGACUCCUUGGAGUCCCAAAGGGGGAAAUAUAUGGAAUAUUAUUUAGCACUAUAUAACGUAGAAUACAAGUAUUAUGAUAUUAUUAAAAAGUGUGUCAAAUAUCCAUGAUGUAAUCAUUACAAUAUAAACAUUGCUUUGUGUUGAUUACAAUAUAAUCAACUGAGUAUGUAUUUGCACCUUUUGUUAGUCUGAGAUUCUGUUAUCUACUUUAUGUUAGUCCUGAAUCUAUGAAUAUUCUUUUAUUAACGUAUAUUUUAUCACAAUGUUAAAGGAUAAAUAUAUUAUCAACCUUUUAGUUAGACAAUGUGUAAAAGGCUGAAACUGCCUAGGUUUACUACUGAAGGAAGGGAUUCGCCUGAGUUCACCCGAAGUUCACGGCUGAGCAUUUUUUAAAAACCAAGUGGAGCUGCUCGCGCCACCAUUAUGUUCAGCCGAGAGACCAAACGGUAAAAGAAAUGAUGGACAAACUUGUCACCUAGGGGUGUGGAUUAAGGGAAAAAACAAUUAUUGUGAAUGGCUGAAGGAAUGAUGAUGCUUAAGUGACAAGAUAUUGUUAAAUGAUAAGAACUUAUAAAAAUUGGUGUAAAACAGUACUGGACACACUUUUACGUGUCCAGCCUUGGUUGUAACUUCAUUGUUGCAAUAAAGACUGAAUUCUGGAUACUGCACAA